UCUAGUUUCCUACUAGUAGUCAUCUGCUACCUGCCUGGUGCCUGGUCGUGUUCAUGGUGGCGCCGCCGAUGGCGACGCCUGGCAUCAGCAUCCGCCUCGCAACAAAAAGAAUGGCAUCAGAAUCGUCGAAUCGCAAAAACUCCAGGCCAAAUCGCCUGCGCUCGGUCUCGUUUCCCCCCUAGAGGCCAAGACAAACGAUGCCAUCUUCGCCGCCCGCCGUGCUCGUGCUCUGCCGCAACGCGCCGGCCACGCUGGCGGACCGCUUCCGCCUCCUGGACCUCCACGCCUCGUCCCUCCCCAUCGAUGCCUUCCUCGCCGCCGCGGCCGCCUCCGCCGAGCCCCCUCGCGCGGCCGUCGUCCCCGGCGGCGGCAGCGUCCGCGUCGACGCCGGGCUCCUCGACGCCGUCCCGUCGCUGCGCUGCGUGGUGAUCGUCAGCGCCGGGCUCGACCCGAUCGACCUCCCCGAGUGCGCCCGCCGCGGCGUCGCCGUCGCCAAUGCCGCCGGGAUCUACUCCGCCGACGUCGCCGACCACGCCGUCGGCCUGCUCCUCGACGUCCUCCGCGGGAUCUCCGCCGGCGACCGAUUCAUCCGCCGUGGCCUCUGGCCGGAUCAGCCCGGCGGCGGAAGCUCUCUUCUUCCCCUCGGAUCCAGGCUCCGCGGGAAGCGCGUGGGCAUCGUGGGCCUGGGCCGCAUCGGGUCCGCUACCGCGAGGCGGCUGUGGGCCUUCGGCUGCGUCGUCUCCUACACUUCCCGGGCCGGGCCGAAACCCUCGUUCCCCUGCUACGGCUUCUUCCCCACGGCGCGCGACCUGGCGGCGCACUCGGACGCGCUCGUCGUGGCCUGCGCGCUCACGGCCGAGACCCGGCGCGUCGUGGACAGGGCCGUGCUGGACGCGCUCGGGGAGGGUGGCGUGGUCGUCAACGUCGCGCGCGGGGCGAACGUCGACGAGGACGAGCUGGUGAGCGCGCUAGCCGAGGGCAGGAUCGCGGGGGCCGGGCUGGACGUGUUCGAGGACGAGCCCAGGGUGCCGGAGGAGCUGGUGGCCAUGGAGAACGUGGUGCUCACGCCGCACAAGGCCGUCUUCACCCCGGAGUCCAUGGCCGACCUCGACCGCCUCGUCGUCGCCAACCUCGAGGCCUUCUUCGCCGGCGCGCCGCUGCUUACGCCCGUCCACGUCUUCCACUGAGCAUCGAUCUGUUCGUCGGUGCAAACUGGAGCUAGCAAUUUAGCGGCAAGGCACCUGAAAGAAUCAAAUCCGCAUGAAUAUUUUAGGUGAUUUCGGUUUUUAGCAGUGUUGCGCGGGAAGGCUUUCGGUUUUGAGUAACGGUUUUUUUUAUCGAUGUUGGUAAAUGGGGCUGACCAUGGACAGGCAGCUGCUCUGGGUUACAUCAUGACAACGAAAACAUCAUGUAUUUAUAUCUAUCUAAAAAAUACGGGCGCGUUUUCGUCGUUCUUCGAGCUCCCUUCAUCCGCACCCCUCAACCUGCCCACGCACGACAAAAAAGGGCAUCCCAGACCGUCGCAAUCUUCUCUCGCCCCUGAUGCCGUCCCGUCGAUUCAAGGCAUCCCAACCGCUUCGGAGCCGCCUCCCGGGUCCGCCAUGGCCCCCUCACUCCUCCGCCUCUCUCGCCCCCGCCGCGCGCCCCUCCCGCUCUCCACCCAGCCCCCUCCCCACCCUCCUCCAACUCCAACCGCCGCUUCCUGCCCUUCCUCUCUUUCCUCGCCGCAGACAGCUGCUACCGUCGCUCUCUGUGACUCCGAAGGCCGCGACGACCGGUGAUUUCCCACCCGACCCGACCCACUCGCUCGAUUGAAUUGAUUUGGUCCAGGUCGGCGGGAAGGAGAGCACCGAGCCCGCAUCCCUCGUCGCCGCUUGAAACAGGCCUUCCUGAACGAACAGAUUUACAGACGCCUCAGCCUGGGACGCCGCCGCGCACCCCGUCCGCCGCCGCGCGCGAGCCCGACUGCCGCUCGCCGCGCAGCACCGCCUCUCCGUACGUCACGAGAGGAAGGGAGGGCACCGCAUUGUGGAGAAAGGGGAGCAUAAGGAAAGGAGGGCACCGCACAGACGCCGCACCGCGUCUGGAGAAGCGGAGCGCUGGGGAAAGCGGGCCAUCGCUGCGAUGUUGGGGGGAAGAUGAGGAAGCGACCUGCAGAUUAUACGAUGUAGCCUUCGAGGCGCAUCCUCUGACCCCCGCUGUGCCCGAGCCGCCUUGAUAGCCAUGGUCGCCAUCCAAGGGGAUGAUGGGCUCGGGAGGAGGAGGGUGGGGCCAUGGGGUAGGCAUUCUGGCGCAUCAAUUUAUUAUGAAUAUGAUUUGUUCUGUAAGGAAGCUUUAUAGGUUGCGGUUCUUCUGCAUUGGUCUUUUAUCAUGUUGUUUGUGUAGCUUAUCUUUACAUCUGACUUUACACAGUUCUUCCUGUAACUGAACCACCGAAGGCUGUGAUGGAAUCAACUCAACGAACAAGCGUAUACUGGCAUAUUGCUGCAUGCCUCCUGCUCAUUUGCACUAAUAUGUGCUUGUUAGCAUGCUACAAUUGUUCCCCGAAAAAAAAGAAAAAAAAACCUGCUGCAAUGGUGUGCCCCCCCAACAGUAGGUAAUGGGAGAAGGAGAAAACAUGGGAUUACAAAGAUUGUAGACUUUGUGCUUGCUAGGACAAGACCCUCUAAAACCAUUAAGAUGGAGAAAGCAGCUGUAACAACAGUGGUCCAUGUACAUGUGUUAAGUAACUGCAAUAAUAUUGGCAAAAAAUUGUUUACGGAGACAGUUACUAAUACUUAGGCAUCUCUGAAAUGAUGAAGAAAGAUACCAAGAAUGACA
Messenger RNA from Brachypodium distachyon (stiff brome), 2820 nucleotides. Its product is annotated as glyoxylate/hydroxypyruvate reductase HPR3-like. The coding region runs from base 198 to 1187 and encodes 329 amino acids. Lineage: Eukaryota; Viridiplantae; Streptophyta; Magnoliopsida; Poales; Poaceae. The transcript has 2 exons. The record is from RefSeq and is a predicted model, not a curated record. Gene Ontology annotation, cellular component: cytosol. Gene Ontology annotation, molecular function: glyoxylate reductase (NADPH) activity; NAD binding; hydroxypyruvate reductase [NAD(P)H] activity.